Messenger RNA from Linderina pennispora, 526 nucleotides. Its product is annotated as DUF1764-domain-containing protein. The record is from RefSeq and is a predicted model, not a curated record. Bases 50 to 493 code for a protein of 147 amino acids. NCBI's taxonomy places the organism in Eukaryota, Fungi, Kickxellomycota, Kickxellomycetes, Kickxellales, Kickxellaceae. The transcript has a single exon.
CACGCUUCAGCCAAUAUUCAAGUUAUUUGACACAUUUCACACACUAAACAUGGUCAAGCGGGAAGCAGGAGGCAAGGUUACAAAGCCCUCGAAAAAGACGCCAGUCAAGGCGGCUGUGAAGGCAGUAGCGGCUAAGACAAAGGUGCAGGCUGCAAAAGCCAAGGCUGCCGAUGACAUCGACGAUAUUUUUUCGUCGAAGCCUGCUGUUGCUGAAGCAGCUACUGUUCCGGCCAAGCCAACCGAACCCACACUGGCACCCGUCGUAAAGGAUAAGAAGAAGAAGGCUGUCCAGGUCGUGGAUGCCUCUGCUACAGCAAAGCCGAUAGUGCCUCAUCAGAAAAAACCGGCGGACGACCUCUUCGGCGACUCGCGUGGAGCCAACUCAAAAUAUACAGACGACGGCAUGCGCGUCUUUUACAUGGACGAUCUGCACAUUGGUGAGGGUGAGGGCGAUACCGAUCUGUGCCCCUUCGAGUGCGAUUGCUGUUUCUAGUUGCAAAAAAUAAAAAGAAAUGCUAGUGGGGCU